Molecule: messenger RNA, 1200 nt
Organism: Dicentrarchus labrax (European seabass)
Lineage: Eukaryota; Metazoa; Chordata; Actinopteri; Moronidae
Exons: 2
Coding region: 165-728 (187 amino acids)
Source: RefSeq, a predicted model, not a curated record
CUUACUUCCUGCUCUCUGACUGCACCUGAACGCACCAACUCUCAGCAUCAGGUAGCGAAAAGCAACAAAAGCGACAAAAACCACGUGUUUUUUUUUGUUUUUAAACUUUUUACUCUUUUAUUUUAAAGUUUCGGUGCACCAGUGCGCGCACACAGCUCACAUUAAUGGCGAAGAGGCGCGCAGAGGACACCCUGCUGCACGACUCUCCCUCCAAAAGAUGCCACCGCUCGGUCUGCAGUGUUGACAUGCAGCUGGGAAGCAUCAUGGCUCCGACCGGGGGUGUGAGCCCGCCGUCCCUGCUGGCUCUGCUGGGCAGCCGCUCCAGGAAGAGGCCGCACUACUUCGAGGAACCGGAGGAAGAAGAAGGAGCAGCUCCGUUCCGCAAGGCCACAAACUGCGACACUAGGAAGCAUGCUGCGACUGUUUUGACGGUGCAGACUUUUUCUGGAAGUUUCCACGAGCGUCGCGGCUCGAGCGCGCCCACGAGCUCCAAGAAACGGACUCGAGAGGGCAGCACGAGCUCGGAGACUGCUGCCUCUAAAGCUAAUGAUAAAGCUGAAGAAGACACCAACGCCGAAGACGACUCUUACAACUCCUUCCAGUACUGGAGGACUCCCUUACCUGAACUCGACCUUUCACUGCUCGAAGACCCCAGCGACGGUUCCCAAACCAAAGACAAAGCAAAAGUCAAAGACCCUUCUUCUUCUUCCUACGCCAUGGAGACCUGAAGAUAAAAGGCGUUUUCACUCCGUCCUGACACGUGAUGCUUUUCAGCAGAUAGAUGGGUCAAGAGCACCUUUUUGAGGUUGCAUCCAGGUUGAGAUGCGGAAGCAAAAGUUAAGCUCCGUCAGAGUGACACAGGCUGUAGUAGUGAGCCUCAUGUUGGUGCAAGAUCUCAACGACUUGUGUGACGUAAAGGAAGAGAUCUUCAAUCCUGUUCUUACAGAGGGGGACCGACGUGUUAUUGUAACCCUCUCUGAAGGGGUUGCCCAUCCAUCCUCAAACUGUAGAUAGUUUACUCCUAAAGUUGUGUUCGGUGCAGAUUCCCUGCCUUGCAGACCUCUGUUGUUAAAGAAAUUGGGUCUGUACAUAGCAGUGUUCUUCAGACUGUUGUUUGGUGUAACUUUUGUUGUUUGUAGGGGGUUUGACAGAGUUGUAGCUCUCUAUAUAAAUAAAUAUACAUUUUUACACCAAAUGAAA